This is a messenger RNA of Acipenser ruthenus (sterlet), 5426 nucleotides long. Its product is annotated as dynamin-like 120 kDa protein, mitochondrial. Gene Ontology annotation, molecular function: microtubule binding; GTP binding; GTPase activity. Gene Ontology annotation, biological process: mitochondrial fusion. The record is from RefSeq and is a predicted model, not a curated record. NCBI's taxonomy places the organism in Eukaryota, Metazoa, Chordata, Actinopteri, Acipenseriformes, Acipenseridae. The transcript is spliced from 31 exons. Gene Ontology annotation, cellular component: microtubule; mitochondrial membrane; cytoplasm. Bases 113 to 3163 code for a protein of 1016 amino acids.
CUGGUUUGCUCUCUGUGUCCUUGUUAAUGAACACCAUAUAAUUAAACAAAAAAAUGAUCUGAUACCUGAUAGGCGGGUUUAUAUCAAACAGUAAUCCUAUUAUUACGGCAUAAUGUUACGGGCCGGGACCGGAGCUGCCUGCGUGGCCUGCAGGAACCUGGUUACCAACAGCUCAGGUGUCAAAAUCAGGAUCCCCCUUCAGAAACUUCACCCCCUGUCUCGGGCAAUCCACCACCGCAACUCCCCCAACUCUAACCCUCACAGGCCCGCCCCACACUCUGCAGCCCGACAGUUCACCUCGCUCUCCAGACUCCCCCUCCGCCCAGCCAGGCCCCUGCCAGGGAAGUACGGCCACCAGCCACACAGGACCUUCUGGGUUGCCCGACUGGCUACACGGCUGCUGAAGCUUCGCUACCUGCUUCUGGGAUCAGCUGUCGGUGGUGGCUACACUGCUAAAAAGACUUAUGAAGAAUGGAAGGAUAUGCUGCCUGAUCUUGGUGAAUAUAAAUGGGUAGUGCCUGAUUUCAUAUGGGAGCUUGAUGAACACAUUGAUCUGGAGAAAAUAGCCAACGCCCUGCCCGAUGCAGAGACCCUGGCCAAGCUGCUGCCAGACUUUGAGAAGAUCGGGGAGAACUUCAGUUUCCUGAAAAGCCUGAUGUCAAAGGGUGUGAGUUUGGUUAGUGAAGUCAAAGGAGCUUCUGGUCUGCAUCUGUUGUUAGAAUCAUCGGGGGAGGCCACAUUCAAAGCCACAGAAAACGCCAGCUUCGAAGGCUCUGAGAAACAGUAUAAGAAGGGUCUGCUGGGGGAACUCAUUCUAAUACAGGAGCAAAUCCGGGAGCAUGAAGAGGCAGCACGCACGGCCGCAGGGCAGUAUAGCACAGGCUCUUCACAGCAGAAGCGCAAGGUUUCAGACAAAGAAAAAGCAGACCAGCUGCAGGAGGAGCUUCUUCGAACACAGCUGAAGUACCAGAGAAUCCUGGAGCGCUUGGAAAAGGAGAACAAGGAGCUGAGGAAAGUGGUGCUGCAGAAGGAUGAUAAAGGCAUUCACCAGAGGAAAGUCAAGAAGUCCCUGAUUGACAUGUACUCUGAGGUUUUGGACAUCCUCUCAGACUAUGAUUCCAACUAUAAUACGCAGGAUCAUCUGCCGAGGGUUGUUGUAGUUGGGGAUCAGAGUGCUGGGAAGACCAGUGUGCUGGAGAUGAUUGCUCAGGCCAGGAUAUUCCCCCGGGGUUCAGGAGAAAUGAUGACCAGAUCUCCUGUCAAGGUGACCCUGAGUGAAGGUCCCCACCAUGUGGCCAUGUUUAAAGACAGUUCCCGGGAGUUCGACCUCACUAAAGAAGAAGAUUUGGCAGCCCUUCGUCAUGAAAUAGAGAUACGAAUGAGGAAGAGUGUGAAAGAAGGACAAACUGUCAGCCCCGAGACCAUCUCCCUGAGCGUGAAGGGCCCUGGCAUACAGAGAAUGGUACUGGUGGACCUGCCAGGUGUUAUCAGCACUGUGACGUCAGGCAUGGCCCCGGACACAAAGGAAACCAUUUUUAGUAUCAGCAAGGCUUAUAUGCAGAAUCCCAACGCCAUUAUCCUCUGCAUUCAAGAUGGUUCUGUGGAUGCGGAGCGCAGCAUUGUAACAGACCUCGUCAGUCAAAUGGACCCCCAGGGAAAAAGAACAAUCUUUGUUCUGACUAAAGUAGACUUGGCUGAGAAAAACCUGGCCAGUCCCAGUAGGAUUCAGCAAAUUGUUGAGGGAAGGUUAUUUCCAAUGAAAGCUUUGGGGUACUUUGCUGUUGUGACCGGAAAAGGUAAUAGCAGCGAGGGUAUUGACUCUAUUAAAGAUUAUGAAGAGGACUUUUUCCAGAAUUCCAGAUUAUUAAAGACAGGAAUGCUGAAGGCACAUCAGGUGACUACUAAGAACCUGAGCCUGGCUGUAUCAGACUGCUUUUGGAAAAUGGUCCGCGAGUCAGUGGAGCAGCAGGCAGACUCAUUUAAAGCCUCGCGCUUCAACCUCGAGACAGAGUGGAAGAAUAAUUACCCUCGACUGAGAGAGCUCGAUAGGAAUGAGCUCUUUGAAAAGGCCAAGAAUGAAAUCUUGGAUGAAGUGAUCAGCUUGAGUCAAGUUACACCAAAACACUGGCAAGAUAUUCUCCAGAAAAAGCUGUGGGAGAGAGUUUCCACGCAUGUGAUAGAAAACAUCUAUCUCCCUGCAGCUCAGACCAUGAAUUCAGGGACCUUCAACACUACGGUGGACAUCAGACUCAAGCAGUGGACUGACAAGCAGCUGCCACAUAAAGCACUGGAGGUAGCCUGGGAGACGCUGCAGGAAGAGUUUGGCCGCUUCAUGUCGGAGUACAAAGGCAAAGACCAGGACGACAUCUUCGACAAACUGAAAGAGGCCGUCAAAGACGAGAGUAUAAAACGACACAAGUGGAACGAGAGGGCAGAGGACAGCUUGAGAGUUAUCCAGCACAAUGCUUUAGAAGACCGGUCCAUAUCAGAUAAACCCCAGUGGGAUGCAGCGAUUCAGUUCAUGGAGGAGACUCUGCAGACCCGACUUAACGACACUGAAUCCGUAAUCAGUGACAUGGUGGGUCCAGACUGGAAACAGAGGUGGAUGUACUGGAUGAAACGCUCCCCAGAACAGCACAUUCGUAAUGAAACCAGAAACGAACUGGAGAGGCUAUUGAAGGUGAACGAGGAUCACACAGCUUAUCUGGCUAACGAUGAGGUCACAACAGUGAGAAAAAAUCUGGAAGCCCGAGGAGUGGAAGUGGACCCUGUUUUGAUUAAGGAUACGUGGCACCAGCUUUACCGGCGGCAGUUCCUGAGGACAGCACUGUCUCACUGCAACCUCUGCAGGAGGGGCUUCUACUACUACCAGCGGCACUUUGUAGACUCCGAGCUGGAGUGUAAUGAUGUGGUCCUGUUCUGGCGGAUCCAGAGAAUGCUUGGAAUUACAGCAAACACACUCAGGCAGCAGCUCACAAACACUGAAGUCCGCCGUCUUGAGAAGAACGUAAAAGAGGUGCUGGAGGACUUUGGAGAAGACAACGAUAAGAAGGUCCAUCUGAUAACUGGGAGGAGAGUGCAGCUAGCAGAGGAUCUCAAAAAGGUUCGUGAAAUUCAAGAGAAACUUGAAGCAUUUAUUGAAGCCCUUCACCAGGAGAAGUAAAGUUGGUCUAACAGAUCCAUUGGAUCCAGCUCCAGACCCACUCUGAUUAUGCACUGAUCAAAGAAGACAAAGCAUCUCUCGUUUUCCUGUUUUUGUAAAUUUAUAUUGCCUCUCUUUUUCUGUUUCUUUUCACUGCAUAUGCUUUUAAUGUCAUGGCCCAAUUAUCUUGGCAUACAGAGUAACCCUUUAAACAAAAAAAAACAAACUUUGAAAUGUCUAGAAAUUCACAGUAGGGUGAAACCAGUUGAGUACCUAAGAUGUCGUUUAGCGUUCAGUGUUCCCCUUUCCCCAAGAAGAGCCUCUGCAAGACCACAAAACUGCUCAUCAUAAAUCCAUACUGCUGUGUGCUUUUAGAGGAGGGGCUGUUGCAGGAUGCAGGAUGUCCUCGUUCACAAGCACACACUCUGUGAUAAGCACCGCUGUGUUUAGAGACAGCCUCCUCCCUGUUAGAUCUGCUGUUUGUUUAGCUCCAAUAGCAAGAUCAGGAUCUUUAUGGAGUGCGAUGUGUGAUAACCUAGGUCAUUAUAUUUGUACAGUGUUGUAUAUGUUAUUUUCACACUGCAGAUGUAACUAGAUGAUUACCUUCCAGCUGCUAUAAGCUAGUUCCUAUAGAGCACUUUGAGAAGCAGCAGAGCAAUCCAGUAGCCAGGAUGCUUAUUGAAUUUGUAUCCAUGUGUAUGCUGUGUGUGUAUAUAUUAUCAGGGAUAAAAGUGCGAAUGUAAAGUAGUCACUUCAAACACAUCUGGAGGAUCUCACUGGUUUAAACUCACUCUAGAAGACAAAUAAAGGGAAUUCAUUUCAGUUGUUAGAGCACUUACAUGAUCUUGAUGUAUACAGCGGACCUCCUUUUAGCAGAACUUCUCAGUACAUGAGAAGGUUUGGAGAAAGGGGAGUUUGUGCCGGCCUGAUUUAAUAUUAAAGGGGGGAAAAAAUUGGGGGUCACUGCUGCAGUUCGGAUUAGCAGUAUUUCCACGUUCUUACACUCACUGAGUUUGCACUUAUCUAGUUUUUUUAAGGGGGGGGGGGGUUGGGGUUUCUGUUUUUUGAGUGAAGCCUGUUAAAUGGAGGUACCUCACUUCUGCUGUGGAGCAGAUUAAAUAGGCAUGCUUGCCACAAGUCUGCACAGUCGCCUGCUCAAUGCACUCAGAGCAGCGAUGUUAUUAGCAGGAGUUUUGUAAGGCACUGUCUGGGGUUUGCGUCGUUGCUUGUUUUUGUUCUCCUCUCGUUUUCACUCAGUGUAUUCCGUGCUGUAGGAGAGAGGAGGAGAGGGAUGUCCAGGCGAGUUGGUACAGGUGAGGGGGUAACCAAACGGAAUCUCCCCUUGUAGUAACAAACCUAAAUGCAGCGUUGGAUUCUCUUACAAACCUGUUCUUACAGCCCAGGAACACUGGCAGUCUUUAAAAAAAAAAAAAAAAAAAAAAAAAAAAACUGCAGACAGGAAGCAUGUAAUUUGUUUUUUUGGGAUAAAUCUCUUUCACACACACUGUGUAAGGUGAGCCUUGCCACAGAACAUGUGACUGCAGAUUGUGAAUGGUCUUCUUUAAAUUGCUCAAGAACUACAAUGCAGUAGCAACAAAUCCACCCUGGAAGAGUACCUGGCCUGAAACCACCCCAUACAGAUGUUCAAAGCACUAGACUAGACUUGUGUUGUCAUUCUUCUAGGUGUAUGCAUCUAAAACACAGAUUUGCUAAAUUUGUUUGAGAUAUUCUACAAGGCCUUCUGAGUCCUCCCCUGCAUUGCAAAAUGAAGGUUGAUUUUGAUUUGGAAAAAGUCACACGCUGCUAAAAUCUUGAGAUGGGCUUCAAAUCGUUUUGUUGUUGCUGUUGUUGUUUUGUUUUUUUCUAACUCGAUUGGCCAGACUUUGUCUUCAGCAUGAGGAUCAGUGGUAGCAGAAACCAGUAGGAAAUAGAAAAUCUAAUCAUGGAAUAUGUCAUUUCUGUAAAUUUGAAAUUUAAAAGGAAUAAAUUGUCUCUCAAUGUGUCCAUUUAAGAGUUUCGGAAUGGCAUUACACCGCCACUCCAGUAUCUGUAGUGCUUUUAUUCUCAUACGCCAAAAACACAUUCUUUCCAUUUCAUUUGUUGAAUUCCUUUGUUUUUAUCAAAGUUCUGACCUUAUCCCAUCAAAGUUUAUGUAUUUAUUGAAUGUGAUUGAUUGUAUUAAAAAAACAAAAAAGCAGAACAAAAUCUAAACAAGAAACAGCAGUAAUAAUAAUAAUAAUAAUAGUAGUAAUAACUAAUAAUAAAAUGCCAUUUUCCAUGAAAA